Vigna umbellata (rice bean) is the source of this 628-nucleotide messenger RNA. RefSeq names its product SH3/FCH domain protein. Lineage: Eukaryota; Viridiplantae; Streptophyta; Magnoliopsida; Fabales; Fabaceae. Gene Ontology annotation, cellular component: respiratory chain complex I; chloroplast. The record is from RefSeq and is a predicted model, not a curated record.
GAUGGAUUAGGUUAUGUUAUAUGACUUUGUUUUGAACUUAGAAAAUUUGUUUUCGCGGUGGCCUCUGAUCAAACGACCCACAUUCCAAUUUCCAAUCCCUCGAUUCCGCCAUGGCCACGCCCUCAGAUCCUUCAAACCAAGAAGCUGUUUUGAGAAGGAAGAACAACGGACCCCCAAUUAAGUUCCUCAUUCCUCUCAUAUAUGCCCCUAUACUCCCUCUAAUUCGACUAACGCUGCGGCACAAACCCGUCCUGAGAGAUCGCUUGUUUACAGCUGUGUUGGCUGGAGGUUUUGCUCAUGGUUUCUAUUUGAUAACAGACCUUUAUGAUAAAGAGAGCAAGUGAUUAUGCAGAGCAUGUUUCAGACAUUUCAUAAGCAUCAUUUACACCACAACCUCGUGUCCUCAAUAAAUUUUUUUGACCACUAUUUGCGGCUCAACAUCCUGGUAACACCUUAAGUUGGUUAGGCCAAUUUUCAACAUGUGUCAUUAGUUUAGAAUAUUGUUAUGCUAUGUUCGCUUUAAAAAAUGCAUCUUGUCUUGCGGAUUUUACUUUCUGUAGAAUAAAUAUGGAAUUUUGGAGACCUUUCUUUGAUCUUCUAGUGUUGUGAAUGAAGCAAACUUAUUUCA